Molecule: messenger RNA, 881 nt
Organism: Cornus florida
Lineage: Eukaryota; Viridiplantae; Streptophyta; Magnoliopsida; Cornales; Cornaceae
Product: peptidyl-prolyl cis-trans isomerase CYP20-1
Exons: 7
Coding region: 91-702 (203 amino acids)
Biological process (GO): protein folding; protein peptidyl-prolyl isomerization
Cellular component (GO): intracellular membrane-bounded organelle
Molecular function (GO): peptidyl-prolyl cis-trans isomerase activity
Source: RefSeq, a predicted model, not a curated record
AGUAUAUAGAUCAAAAUUGUUGGAUCUCCUCGGUCGAUAUCUGCACUUAGCGGCGAAACCAGAAGUGAGUUAGAGACGAUCGCCAGAACGAUGUCGAUUUCCGUCAAGCUGCUCUGGACUGUAGUCCUCUUCGCAACCCUAGCUCUGAGUCAGGCUAAGAAAUCCAAAGAGGAUCUGAAGGAAGUGACUCACAAAGUGUACUUUGAUGUUGAGAUUGCGGGAAAACCUGCGGGUCGUAUCGUGAUGGGUCUCUUUGGGAAGACAGUUCCUAAGACAGCAGAAAACUUUCGAGCACUGUGCACAGGGGAGAAAGGUGUUGGAAAGAGUGGGAAACCCCUUCAUUACAAGGGGAGUACAUUCCAUAGAAUUAUUCCCAGCUUUAUGCUCCAGGGAGGUGAUUUUACACUCGGUGAUGGAAGAGGUGGCGAAUCAAUUUACGGAGAGAAGUUUGCCGAUGAGAAUUUCAAGCUGAAGCACACUGGACCAGGGCUUCUUUCAAUGGCAAAUGCUGGCCCAGACACCAACGGUUCACAGUUCUUCAUUACAACCGUCACAACUAGCUGGUUGGAUGGCAGACAUGUGGUGUUUGGAAAGGUGCUAUCUGGUAUGGAUGUGGUUUACAAGGUUGAAGCUGAGGGAAAGCAGAGUGGCACUCCCAAAAGCAAAGUCGUGAUUGCAGACAGUGGUGAACUUCCUCUGUAGUUGAACUCGUCGUUAAAUGUUUACUGUAUUAACUUUAGCUAUUCUAAUUUCUGUCACUCUCUCUCUCUCUCUCUCUGAAGACAGCUCGUACCAACGAGUCCCUUAAAUUAAGUUACUUUCUGUCGAACAUUACUUGUGAGGAAGCAAUCAUAUAUCUUAUCAUACUUGUUUUGAACCUA